This is a messenger RNA of Paralichthys olivaceus (Japanese flounder), 2227 nucleotides long. RefSeq names its product forkhead box D2 (gene foxd2). NCBI's taxonomy places the organism in Eukaryota, Metazoa, Chordata, Actinopteri, Pleuronectiformes, Paralichthyidae. Gene Ontology annotation, molecular function: DNA-binding transcription factor activity, RNA polymerase II-specific; RNA polymerase II cis-regulatory region sequence-specific DNA binding. Gene Ontology annotation, biological process: cell differentiation; anatomical structure morphogenesis; regulation of transcription by RNA polymerase II. The record is from RefSeq and is a predicted model, not a curated record.
GGAUACCUACCCAAUCCCGUGCGUAAAAGAUAUUUUGGAAAGAUACUUGGAUUUCCAGAAGUAGCUUUAUAAAUUGACCUGCAGCACAAACCGAUCGCGGACGGAAUCAAAUGCAGACUGAAGACAACUGAAGUGUGAAAGAUCGAUGAUCUCUGAUUGUCUUUUUACGCGUGAAAACCAAGAAGUUGUUCGCUGGAUGAGAACUUCGCACAGCCCCGCUUGACCUGCCACGGACGACCAGGAAUCGCCAAAGCCACAGGUCAAAGAGUUAUUUCUAUGUUUGAAUAGAUUCUAGCCAUGUGUGCAUUCAAUAGUUGGAGAUAAAGCUGCAGCACAAGUCUGGUGUGGUUGUACGGGGGAGUGUGUGUGUGUGCGCGCUCUCGCUCUGAAGCCUCACCGGACCACAGGAGGAGGAAAUCUGGGAGAGCAGGGGAAGAGAAGCGGCGUCUCCAAGGAUGACUUUAGGGACGGAUAUGUCCGAUAGCUCAGCACUGUCCGAAGAUGUGGACAUCGACGUGGUCGGGGGUGACAUAUCCGUCGGAAAAGACGGAAAGUACAUUCACCACGAGUUCAACUUGGACAAUGACUCCGACGAUAAUUACUCCCAGAACGCGGCCGAGAGGGUCUCCUCUCCCGGGCUCAGCAGCUCCGACUGUCCGUCAGAGCAGAUGGGGUCCAGCGCAGAGACUGGCACCGUAAUCGGGGACAAAGCCAGGAAAAGUGCACUUGUGAAACCACCCUACUCUUACAUCGCCCUCAUCACCAUGGCCAUCCUGCAGAGCCCCAAGAAACGCCUCACUCUCAGCGAGAUCUGCGAGUUCAUCAGUAACAGAUUCCCCUACUACCGGGAGAAGUUCCCUGCGUGGCAAAACUCUAUCCGCCACAACCUUUCCUUAAACGACUGCUUCGUGAAGAUCCCGCGGGAGCCUGGCAAUCCCGGGAAGGGCAACUACUGGACCCUCGACCCGGAUUCCGCAGACAUGUUCGACAACGGGAGCUUCUUGCGCAGGAGGAAGCGCUUCAAGAGGCACCAAACCAACGAAAUCCUCAGGGACUCCGGUGGUUUCCUACCCGGGUUUGGAUACGGCCCGUAUGGAUACAACUAUGGACUUCAGCUGCAGAGCUUCCACGCAGCUCACAACCCGUAUCACCCGCACCACACAGGUGGCUCUUUCCCGUUCCCCAACGCGCCCUGCACCUUGCCCUCGUCAGCCGCACUGUUCCCUCCGCCGCAUCCCCUGCCCUCGCUUUUGGGCGCUGAUUUAAGAAAACCCUUUUACCCCCAACUAAGCCCUUCUCUGGCGCCUCUCAAGACGGACUCCAGUACCCCGAGUCGGCCUUCGUUCUCCAUUGACAAUAUCAUUGGUGCAGCAAACUCCUCCGCUUCUUCCUACAGCGCACAGCCGGGCAGCCAGGCUCAGAUCCUGGCCAUGUUGACCCCAGCUCUGGCCUCUGCUUCCAGUCACUUGACCCUAUCACAGGACAGCAUAUUACAGCCUGGGCCACAGAGUGAGACUUUUCCCAGCAAAACCCCCAACAUGAACACUUGUCCUUUCUAAAAGGAAAAAAAAACAGACACAAAAACAACAAAAUGACCGUUGAAAACAUUUUAUUAGAAAGCCACUUGUGGCGCAGUCCCUUGUUAAGGUAGGCUGAACAUUCCUACUGAAUCAAGAGUGUUUUUUCCAAAUUUGCAAAAAAUGUUAAGAGAGGAGAGAAAGUUUUAUUUAUGUCUUGUAAAUAUAUGUAUUAUAUGGAGAGACAAAGGGAAGAGAAGGAGGGGGAUCUUUUUUCAAACAAUGCUGGGCCUGCAAUCUGCCAUGUGGCCUUCAUUUGUCAGUGGGAGGAGAAUAAAAAAGCGAUCCUGUUAUUUUAUAAGUUAAAGGUCUCCCCCGUGGUUAUAUGGGGAUGAUUCAAGAUUUAAAAAAAAUUAUAAUUGAGAAUUCUAUCAUGAUUUAUGUUAUUUUCUUUUUGUGCGUCGUGAGAAAAAUGGCACUGUUGUUGUUGACAUAUUUAGGCUGACAAGAGACGGCAAACUCAGGUUUUCUUAGAAAGCACAUGAAGAUAAAAGAGGGGAGGGAGGGUUUCUGACACAAUAACCAUUUCCCACCCACCCCUCUGAAUUUAUCUUCUACAUGGUGAAUUUGUGACAAUAUCAUUUCAUGUUGUUGGACACUUAGGCUGUGUGGUUUUUUUGGUAUAAAAAGGGCGCAUUACCUCUCUCAAA